Messenger RNA from Triticum turgidum subsp. durum (durum wheat), 345 nucleotides. The record is from the annotation of a GenBank genome assembly. NCBI's taxonomy places the organism in Eukaryota, Viridiplantae, Streptophyta, Magnoliopsida, Poales, Poaceae.
AUGGGCCGCGACACCAAGUAUUGGAAAGACGCCGACACAUUCCGUCCGUCGCGGUUCAUGGCGGGGGAAGGGGAGGCAGCUGGGGUCGACUUCAAGGGCGGGUGUUUCCAGUUCCUGCCGUUUGGGUCUGGUCGUCGCUCGUGCCCCGGGAUGGCGCUCGGCCUGUACUCGCUAGAGCUCGUUAUUGCGCAGCUCGCCCACGGGUUUAAUUGGGCGCUUCCCGACGGCAAGAAGCCGUCGAAGCUCGACAUGGGUGACAUUUUCGGCCUUACCGCACCGCGCGCCACAAGGCUCUGGGUCGUGCCCACGCCCCGACUUACCAGCCCUUUGGUUGUUGAUGUCUGA